Arachis ipaensis is the source of this 1205-nucleotide messenger RNA. NCBI's taxonomy places the organism in Eukaryota, Viridiplantae, Streptophyta, Magnoliopsida, Fabales, Fabaceae. The record is from RefSeq and is a predicted model, not a curated record.
UUAACCUGCAAAGAAUUUGAAUGUGUUAGCACUUGGCAGUUUACAGCAUGAACAAGCACCAUUAUCCACAAAACAACAGUCAUCCAUUCAUGAAGAAGAUUUGCAUGUCUGAACUUCUCGGAGGCGACACGCUAAACCAGCUUUUACCAUUGAGGAGGCAAGAGACAGAGAGAUUCUUGAGGUUAUUGCUUAAGAGAGGGAUGGCUGGUGAAGCUGUUGAUGUUGGAGGAGAACUCUUGAAGCUUUCGAAUAACGUUAUCUCGAGGAUGAUCAUGAGCAAGACCCAUAUGGAAAAUGAUGGUGAGGCUGAGGAGGUACGGAAGCUGGUGCAGGACACGGCAGAACUUACCGGGAAGUUUAAUGCUUCGGAUUUCAUUUGGUUCCUCAAGAACUGGGACUUGCAAGGUAUCAGAAAAAGGGUUGAGGAGAUUCGGAACAGGUUUGAUUCCUUGAUGGAGAGAGUGAUCAAGGAACAUCAAGAGGAAAGGAUGAAGAGGAAGAAGGAAGGAGAAGAUGGUGAAAUCAAAGACCUACUUGAUAUAUUAUUGGACAUACAUGAAGAUGAUAACUCUGAGAUACGUUUGACUAAAGAGAACAUCAAGGCCUUCAUCUUGGACAUAUUUAUAGCAGGAACAGACACUUCAGCAUUAACUAUAGAAUGGGGUCUAGCUGAGUUGAUAAAUCAUCCUCAAGUGAUGGAGAGGGCAAGACAAGAGAUUAAAACUGUGGUUGGAAAUAAUAGGAUAGCAGAAGAAUCAGACAUUGUCAACCUUCCUUAUCUUCAAGCAAUACUCAAAGAAACACUGAGAAUUCACCCAACAGGUCCAAUGAAAGUUAGAGAGUUUGUUAUAGCCUUUAGUCUCAUUGACCACAACGGAAAUAGAAGGCCAUCUGCAUGUCCACACACAUAAGAUCUCAAGCAAUAACGUCAAUUUGGGAAAAAUAUUCAGAAUCAGUCUCCAAAAAUUACUACAGCUGUAAAUAUGAUCCAAAAGCAAUAACAUGAAAUCAGUGAUCCAAGUAAAUAUUAGAAUCAUCGAUCAACAAGGGGAUUAUUCAAAUCAACUACAAAGUUCUGUGCCAUCAUCUUGGUAUUGGAUAUAGACAGAGGAUUUGGGUUGAAAUUCAGACGAGGGUUGAAAUUUGGAAGGAUUUGGUUUUGAAACUAAGAGAAACUAAGUUACUAAGGCACUUCGGAAAAAAAA